AAAGAAAGAAAAGCACAUAGAGCUAGACAUCCAAGAAAAAGAAAGACAAUCAGAGAGAGAGAGAGAGAGAGAGAGAGAGAGAGAGAUUAUAGAAAAAUGCAGAGAUGGAGACAAAAGAAGACUCCAUUUCCUCUCUUUGCUCUUCUGUUCUGUGCUUUCAUUGUAGCUUCCAUCUUCUACACUGAAAGCAAUAGAGAAAUCCAAAUCCAAGUAGAGUCUCAAGCAUCUGUUACUGAUGUCACUUCCCAUGCCUUGUUCACUGCUUCUCUUCCCACCAACUUCUCCAAUCACUUUCCCAAGAGAUUGUAUUCAGAUAAGUUGGACUGGUCCAAAGCAUGUAGUUCGAGUCGAAACUACAGCAUCCACGACGGAUGGAUUUCUUCAAAGGGGAAACCAGAUCUAGAGAGUGGAAGCCCAACAAGGUGUGAUGUAUUUUCGGGAAGAUGGAUCAUUGACAAUGCUUCACAUCCGCUCUACAACGAGGGAGAUUGCCCAUAUAUGUCAGAUCAGUUAGCUUGCAGGAAACAUGGCAGGCCGGAUUCAAUGUACCAGAAGUGGAGGUGGCAACCUCAUGACUGUAACUUGAAGAGGUGGAAUGCAAUUGAAAUGCUGGAGAAAUUAAGAGGCAAAAGGUUGAUGUUUGUUGGUGAUUCUCUCGACAGAGGACAGUGGAUAUCCAUGGUUUGUUUGUUACAAUCAGCCAUCGGGAAUGGUAGCAAAUCCAUGUCACCCAAUGCCCGUCUCACCAUUUUCAGGGCAGAGGAAUACAAUGCUUCAGUUGAGUUUUACUGGGCUCCGCUUCUCGUGGAGUCAAAUUCCGACGAUCCAGUAAACCAUAGAAUGGCUGAUCGGAUUAUCCGGCCAGAUUCAGUUCUCAAGCAUGCAUCCGAGUGGGAAAAGGCAGAUAUACUGAUUUUUAAUACGUACCUAUGGUGGAGACAAGGGAAUAUAAAACUUCUAUGGAGCAGCGAUGAAGAUGGAGUUUGUGAAGAACUAGAUGGAUUGGGAGCCAUGAAGUUUGCUAUGGAAGCAUGGGCGGAUUGGGUGGAUUCCAAUGUGAAUCCCCUUGAAAAAAAGGUCUUCUUUGUCACCAUGUCUCCUACACAUCUUUGGAGUCGGGAGUGGCAGCCUGGGAGUGAUGGGAACUGCUUCGAUGAAAAGACUCCUAUCAACAUGGACGGUUAUUGGGGAAGUGGGUCCGAUGGGCCUACAAUGCGCAUGGUCGAGAGUGUUUUGGGCAGGUUAGAAUCGAAAGUUUCCAUUCUCAACAUUACUCAGCUCUCAGAGUAUCGGAAAGAUGGUCACCCGUCCAUCUACCGGAAAUUUUGGGAGACAUUGUCACCACAGCAGUUGUCGAAUCCGGUGAGCUACUCUGAUUGCAUCCAUUGGUGUUUGCCUGGUGUCCCUGAUGUUUGGAAUGAACUUCUCUUCCAUUUCUUGUAAACCAUUAACCACGUAUGUUAUAUUAAUGAAAGAUCCAUAGAUGUAAGUCCCAAAAUGGCACAUGUCAUGUGUGUGUGUGUGAGAUCUGGGCAGUUCAUCAGGUGGGCCCUUGUUGAAUGUCCCCUAAAUUCAGGCUGAUCAACUUGUCAUGCUAGCUUUGUGGAUGAGGUCUGAAUUUUGAUGUACAUGUAUGACACUCUUGAUAAAUGGCUAGUCCUGAUUUUUUGUUUUGAGUAUAUCCACUGUGGGACCAGCCUAACAAACGGCCGGGAUCUUGCACGUCGACAGGCACCCAUGUCUGGUUAUUGGU
This is a messenger RNA of Magnolia sinica, 1753 nucleotides long. Its product is annotated as protein trichome birefringence-like 35. Lineage: Eukaryota; Viridiplantae; Streptophyta; Magnoliopsida; Magnoliales; Magnoliaceae. The transcript has 6 exons. The record is from RefSeq and is a predicted model, not a curated record. Bases 97 to 1443 code for a protein of 448 amino acids. Gene Ontology annotation, cellular component: Golgi apparatus. Gene Ontology annotation, molecular function: O-acetyltransferase activity.